UCAAACGACAAGUCCCGGAGUUGUCUGGGAAGACACGGCAGAUGUUUGUCUGUUGAAUAUUGUCUGUUGAUGAGGAUCAAACAGCUUUCAUCUAGAGAUUACACUGUACAUCAAAUACUUUUUCCCUUUCGUUUCUUUACCAAGCCAACUCUAAAGAAAAUUUGAAAACCUUCCUGAAAUGUCGUGGCUGGUAGUCUUCGUCCUUCUCACCUUUACAGGAGUGGAUGGUUGGAUGAACGACUAUCGAGGAGAUUUCAGGUUCAUGUGUGACAAUGAUCAGGUUAUCAUUGCCUUCUUCAGCAUCUAUAACAUUGUCUUGAACGACCGAAUUUUCGACUUUGUUUGUGGUUCCAUUCCUAAUACCGAUUAUGCGUGCCUCUUUUUAGAUUAUGCAAAUUCCCCUUACAAGACAGACAAGUACGAUUGCUCAAGAAAUUUAUUCUUCAAUGGUGUGAUCAGUUCCUAUGUUAACAAUGUCCGAAAGUUUUCCAUCUAUUGCUGCACUAGUGAUAAUAUCAAGAUGAGGGACUGUUUUGACUCAACUGUUCAUCAAAGAUCCGAGGGUCUAGUACUCUUUUAUGUACCCGCAGGAAAAUUGCUAAAAGGGUUUCACAUCGAAGGCCACAACCCCAGUACUCAGCGCUUCGUAUUCCAAGUUUGCUCGGCUAACUAAUAACAGUUACUGUUCCUUGACGCCCACUGAUCUCCUGCUUCAUAGGAGAGACAAUGAUGGCCACUGAUCUCCUGCUUCAUAGGAGAGACAAUGAUGGCCACUGAUCUCCUGCUUCAUAGGAGAGACAAUGAUGGCCACUGAUCUCCUGCUUCAUACGAGAGGCCAUAAUGACCAACGUCUUCACAUUUCGUCAGGUGAAAGGUCACAGAAAAGCAGCAACUGUCAUCAUAAAUAUUACAAACCCUUAUACGCCUUCGACUUUUUUGUUUACAGAUGUUAUAAUAUGUAAUCAAUCUAUACCAUCUAAACAUGUACUGUAAGAAAUAACGAAAUGUAAUUGAGGUAAAGGACAAUAAUAUUAAUAAAAUAUGUUUGACAAGCA
Messenger RNA from Pomacea canaliculata, 1055 nucleotides. RefSeq lists its product as uncharacterized. Bases 179 to 673 code for a protein of 164 amino acids. The transcript is spliced from 5 exons. Lineage: Eukaryota; Metazoa; Mollusca; Gastropoda; Architaenioglossa; Ampullariidae. The record is from RefSeq and is a predicted model, not a curated record.